Mangifera indica (mango) is the source of this 2700-nucleotide messenger RNA. RefSeq names its product glutamate receptor 2.8-like. The transcript is spliced from 5 exons. Gene Ontology annotation, cellular component: plasma membrane. Gene Ontology annotation, molecular function: ligand-gated monoatomic ion channel activity; signaling receptor activity. Bases 34 to 2604 code for a protein of 856 amino acids. The record is from RefSeq and is a predicted model, not a curated record. Lineage: Eukaryota; Viridiplantae; Streptophyta; Magnoliopsida; Sapindales; Anacardiaceae.
GUCGUCUCUGUCUUUUCCUUGCUGUUUCUGUUCAUGUUUCCGGCGAAGGCAGCAGCUAAUAUUAAUGGAAACGCUCACACUGCUUUGACAGUUACGAACGGGCGUGUGAAGGGUGUAAUAGGUGCCAUUGUUAAUAACAGUUCUCGUAUUGGUAAAGAAGAGCAAGUAGCUAUGGAGAUGGCAGUGCAGGACUUCAAUAGCUACACCAAUCAGACUCUGGUUAUUCACAUAAGGAACUCUCAGGGAAAACCUGUUACUGCAGCUCUUGCAGCCAUGGAUCUUAUCAGUGUGCAAAAUGCACAAGCUAUCAUCGGACCACAGACAUGGGAAGAGGUUUCUGUUGUAGCUCAAGUCUGUACUGAAAAACACAUCCCGCUUCUGUCGCUUGCCGACUCAGCUCCAGGAUUUUCAUCGAAGAGGUGGCCCUUUCUGCUUGCUGCUUCACCGAACCAGCUGUAUGCACAAAUGCAAGCCAUAGCGGCAAUUGUGGAGUCCUGGGAGUGGACACAGGUCACAGCAAUAUAUGAGGAUAUUGACUCUUCAGCUACAGGAGUGAUACCUCAUCUAUCAGAUGCCUUGAAAGAAAAAGGUGUAGAAAUUGUAGACUUUAUUGCUUUGCCUCCUUUUGCUUCUUCUACAUUAUCUAAAGAGCUUAGACGGCUUCAAGAAGGUCAGUGUAGAGUCUUUGUGGUGCAUUUAUCUGUGCCUAUGGCUGUGAGUCUUUUCGAAACCGCGAAGAAGAUGAACAUGAUGGAAGAGGGUUACGUGUGGAUCACUACGGAUCCUUUUACAAGCCUUCUCCAUUCCACUGAUGCCUUCACCCUUGUUUCAAUCCAAGGAAUUUUAGGAGUCAAGAGGUACUUCCCUGAAAAUGGCUCUCAUUUCAAGGAUUUCUCUGAGAAAUUUCGGAAAAGUUUUACCUUGAAAUAUCCUGAAGAAGAGAAUUCAAGGCCUGGAAUUCACGCUUUGCAGGCUUAUGAAGCUGCGUGGGCUGUGUGUACAGCAAUGAAGGAAAGUAAGAACGGAAGGGUAGAGUUACUGGAAAAGAUUUUGCUCAGUUAUUUUCAUAACCAGACGGCAGUUCCUCGAGUUUUUCAGAUCGUGAAUGUGAGGGAAAGAAGUUUUAAGGAACUUGGAUUCUGGUCGAAUGAAUUUGGUUUCCAGGAGACUAUUGAUCAGAAUUCUACUCAUAAUUCUUUAAUGAAAGAAUCAGGCCAAGUGUUUUGGCCAGGAGAAACUUAUAAUAUUCCAAAAGGAUGGACUCUACCCACAACUCUGAGAAUAGGAGUGCCCACCAGUUCCUUAUUCAAACAGUAUGUGAAUGUGGAAGAUGAUCCGUGGAAAAAUGAGACCACAUUUUCCGGAAUUGCAAUUGAACUUUUCAGAGAAAUCGUGAAUGAGGUGCCAUUUGAUUUGCCAUAUAAAUUCUAUCCCUUCAAUGGCACGUACACAGAUUUAGUGAGGCAAAUUCACCUCAAGAAUUUUGAUGCUGCAGUAGGCGAUAUAGCCAUUACUGCCACGCGAUGCAAGUAUGCAGAAUUCACACCACCAUACACAGAAUCGGGAUUAGUAAUGGUUGUCCCUUUUCAACCAAAAUCACACCACAAAGAAUGGUUUUUCAUAAAACCAUUCACAAAAGCCUUAUGGAUUCUAAUUGCUGCCAUAACUAUCUACAAUGGUUUUGUGGUAUGGUUGAUAGAGCGACAUCACUGCUCUGAGCCUCCAAAAUCACCGCUGAAUCAAACAGGAACCUUGCUUUGUUUUUCCUUCACUACUCUCGUCUCCGUUCAAGGAAGCAUACUACACAGUAAUUUAUCGCGCAUGAUAAUGGUGAUUUGGCUAUUUGUGGCAUUAAUCAUUACGCAGACUUACACGGCCAACCUCGCCAGCAUACUCACGGGACAGAACCUUGAACCGAUGAUAUCAAGCGUUGAAUCACUGCAGAAAAACAAUGCAAAGGUGGGUCACUCUAAUGCCUCGUUCGUUUCGAAAUAUUUGGUGGAUGUGUUGCACUUUAAGCCCAAAAACAUGAAGGGAUACACUUCUCCUGAUGCUUAUGCUAGAGACCUUAAAAAUGGAGAUAUAGCAGCUAUAUUUCUUGAAGUUCCUGUGGCCAACUUAUUCCUUGCAAUAUAUUGCAAACGCUUCACCAUUGCUGGACCUACUUACAAAGUCGGAGGAUAUGGGUUUGCAUUUCCGAGGGGAUCGCAGCUGCUUCCUAGCAUAACUGAAGCUCUUUUGAAUAUAUCUGAAAGUGGGAAGCUACAGAACAUAGAGAAGAGAGUGCUGGGAUCUGAACAUUGUGUGGAAGCGGAUUCAAAUGAUGAAAUUUCAAGUCUGAGGGCCAGAAGUUUUUUCGAACUCUUUGUGUUAACAGGUGCAACAUCUACAUUCGCUCUGAUACUAUAUGUCACUCAUUACAAAUGGAAGACAGACCAAUCUGAUCGCCAUGGCAUUCUACACAAAGCAAUUUGGAAACUCAUGUUUGUUGUAACAAAUCAGUGGCGGCAACAUCGAAGAGCUAGCAUUGAGGACAGUAAUAGAAAGAUUGAAGUUGGAAAUGCUAAUAUGGGAAUCGGCAACAAUAUUGAAGUUCUAGCUUAGGCACCCCUUUUCUUAAGUUCUAAAUUUCCAAUUCCAAAGGUGAAUCUUGAAAGAAUGAUGUAAUUUUCUUAAACAAUAAUCCAAAGCAUAUAUAAC